Gavialis gangeticus (Gharial) is the source of this 9060-nucleotide messenger RNA. It is a transcript of the gene HIVEP3, whose product is annotated as human immunodeficiency virus type I enhancer binding protein 3. Gene Ontology annotation, cellular component: nucleus. The transcript has 10 exons. NCBI's taxonomy places the organism in Eukaryota, Metazoa, Chordata, Crocodylia, Gavialidae. The record is from RefSeq and is a predicted model, not a curated record. Gene Ontology annotation, molecular function: DNA-binding transcription factor activity, RNA polymerase II-specific; RNA polymerase II cis-regulatory region sequence-specific DNA binding; zinc ion binding. Gene Ontology annotation, biological process: regulation of transcription by RNA polymerase II. The coding region runs from base 1130 to 8632 and encodes 2500 amino acids.
UAGUCUGAAAGGAAGACAUGUCUGAUAAGAACAUAAGCAGUUUGGCCCCGGAGAGGAGUGUCUCAAUAACACACUAUUAAGUUGUGCAAUGCCUGACAGCCAGCCAAGGGCUGAAGGAUUCCCUUGUCUGUACUGAAAGCUACAGCAGCUGCUUGACAACAGGAAACAAUGUGUAGUGAAUGGAAACAGUGGGUGGUGCUGACUGAACAACUUCCCUUUACAUCACUGCCCAAAUAAGGAGCUUUAAAAAUAACCUUUUCUAUUACAGCCAGUCAGAACAUCCCCCUGAAGUCUCAGGGUUCCUACCUCUUACAAGACAGAGUCAUGAGAGAAAGAAGGCUGCAGUACAGGGGGCAUGGGAACAGAGUCUCUGCAGGAAAGAGAGGCUUGUCUGGUUUAGUGGGAAAGCUAUAUCCAGUUGACAAGUGACCACUGGGAGGAAGCUGAGGUGCUUAUUGCCAGACCAGACUGAAUUAAAUCCUGGACAAAUAAAGGAGACAUACCGUCAACAUUACAGAAGAUUAAACCCACUAAUUUGUUGGCAUGACGGCAUCACAGAGCGGCAGCUGUGACAAAACUGAAACACACUUGUAAAUGUGGGAUAUAUUUUUUGGCGGCCUUUGAACACAAAAGUGAGGAGCACGAAGACCAGAAGAACACACACCAUUCAGUGUUAUUUUCCUUGCAAAGGCAAAAAGAUGAUUAUGAGAUGAGCACUAAAGUCUCAAGUUUUCAAAGGUUUGCAUAACAAACAAGAGACACAUUGUGGGUUGCUUCUUGACUUUGAAGGCUUGCCACUGUCAACUGAAAUAAAAUGGCAAGGUUUAAAGCCUUAACCAAGUUCACAAGGAAAAUAUUUGGACUAAAAGUUUCGGAAAGUUUUCUCUCUUUGAAGUAGUUUGUCAUGUGUUACCAAUGUGAACUUUAUUGACCCUGAAACUUUUUUUUGAAUCAAAUAGCAACUAGUGACACUUUAGUAAAAUCUUAAAUCAACAACCAUCUCUUGGUGGCUCCAGUUUUAUAGCAAAUGCAGGCAAAGCAGGGAAUCUACAGAGGAGACCUUUAUUAUUCGUAAAUGAAGCCUGCCAAAACCUUCCCAAAAUAGCAUUCAGAGACCCUUUUUAAGGUCAUGGAUCCUGAACAAAGCCAGAAGAGCACAAAAAAGGUGGAAGAAAGUCCAAGGAAGAGGCUUACCAAAGGAGAGGUUUUCCAAACCAGUAUUACAUCCGCAGCUACGUAUCAGGGCAGCUCUGCUUCUUCGCAAGGACCCCCUCUCUGUGACAUUGUAUCUCAGCAGCACUUUUCUGGUUCUUUGCCGAUUCCAAGAGAGGAAUCUCAGGAGAAGAUUGGACAUCAGAAACAACCCAAGCCUUCCUCUUUUGAACAUCCUUCCCACGUUUCACAGCUUCAGCAGCAUCCGCUGUCACCAGCAUUUAUGUCUCCUGGAAAACCAGAGCAUGCCCUUGAAGGGCCCACAUGGCAGCUAGUAGAUUCAGCAAGACCUGGUCCCUCCAGCUCUUUUUCAUCAACUGGACUUCAUUCUCAUCAUAGUCAGCUCAUACCUUCCCAUUCACCAAUCAUUCCUGGAGAGGACAUGCCGUCCGUUCAGAAAGUCUUUAUUCCUCGUCCUCCCCAAGUUUCCUUAAAACAAACUGAAGAAGUGCACAAGAAGGAAAAGAAACCUCAGAAGCCAGGCAAAUACAUUUGCCAGUACUGCAGCAGACCUUGUGCAAAACCAAGUGUGCUCCAGAAACAUAUCAGGUCACACACGGGUGAGCGCCCAUACCCUUGCAUUCCAUGUGGCUUUUCUUUUAAGACUAAGAGUAAUUUGUAUAAACAUAGGAAGUCUCAUGCUCAUAGAAUAAAAGCUGGGCUGGCCUCGGGAAUGGGAGGAGAGAUGUAUCCUUCCAGCUUGGAAAUGGAAAGGAUUGGUGGGGAGGAAUUUGAAGAGCCUACUGAAGGAGAAAGUACAGAUUCAGAAGAUGAGACGGGUACAAUGUCAGGUCAUUCAGUAGAGCUAUCUCCCAGGCAAAAGCACACUCUGUUAUCUAGUAGUUUGUACAGUGCAGGAAGUCAGGGUUCGAGCCAUGACCGGUGUUCAUUAUCCCAUUCCAGUAUGUCUCAGUCUCUUGAAGACAGCACCCAGUUUGUGGAGCCAUCAUCAGACCAUGCUUUGAGCCAUAAAUCUGAAGACACACAUACAAUAAAACAGAAGCUUGCACUCCGAUUAAGUGAAAGGAAGAAGGUGAUAGAUGAGCAGGCUUUUCUUAGCCCUGGGAGCAAAGGAAGUACAGAGUCAGGCUACUUCUCACGAUCAGAAAGUGCAGAACAGCAAAUCAGCCCACCAAAUACAAAUGCAAAAUCUUAUGCAGAAAUUAUUUUCGGGAAAUGUGGGAGAAUUGGGCAAAGGACUGCAAUGUUAUCUGCAACUACGACCCCGGGGUUUCCACACCUGUCUACUGAAGAUAAACCUAGCAUGGUACCGUUGUCUGUGCCUAGAACACAGGUUAUUGAACACAUCACUAAGCUAAUCACAAUUAAUGAAGCUGUUGUAGAUACCAGUGAAAUAGAUAGUGUUAAGCCUAGAAGAAGUUCAUUAUCUAGACGUAGCAGCAUUGAAUCUCCAAAGUCUAGUGUAUAUAGAGAACCAUUUCAAUUUGAUAUCAAGCCUGGUUCUGGUAGCCAGUUGGACGCAUCAAAAUCAUUAGCAUCCCAUGGUGAAAAAAUUAAGCCUGAACAAUCAUUGUUAUCACUUCAGCAAUCCCACAGUGCCACAGAGACAGUGCCUCUUCUAAGAAGCCACUCAAUGCCUUCUGCUGCAUGCACUAUAAGCUCCCCUCAUACUUUUAGAGGUAGUUACUCAUUUGAUGACCACAUCAUGGAGCCUGAUGUCGUAAGUCGCAGUCAAGUGUUUUCUUCACACCCUCGAAUGCUAAAACGACAGCCGGCUAUCGAGUUACCUCUGGGAGUGGAAUAUGGUUCAGAGGAAGUUAGCUCAAUAAGCAAAGAAACUGUUUCUAAACCUGCUGAGGAACAGGAAUCCAAGGAAAGCGAUGUUACCAAAAAGUCAAGGAAGGGACAGAAAGUGAAAGGGUUCAUGUAUGAAUGUAAUAUAUGUGGUGCUCGGUACAAGAAAAGAGAUAAUUAUGAAGCCCAUAAAAAAUAUUACUGUUCAGAACUUCAGAUCUCCAAGUCUCGUUCUUCUAGCUCUCAUACCUCUUCAGAAACUGAAAAAACUGCUGUGGAUCCUGAUUCCUGGCCACAAAUGAUGCAUUACAAGCUAGGGACCAGUUUGGAACUCACUCCACUCAGAAAAAGACGGAAAGAGAAGAGUCUUGGUGAUGAUGAGGACCCCCCAGCUUUUGAGGUUUCUGAAACUCCCUCCUCCAGCAGUGGAUCAUUAAGUCAGUUUGCAAGUCGAGCAUCAUCUGAUGUUGCUUUGAACUUAACCCGUGAAUCUAUCAAGUCACCAGCAGAUCCAGGUAAAUCCAUACCACCUUCUGAGGUCAGCACAGGCUUUCACUCCAGGACUACAAAAGCAGCUUCUAGUACAGAAGGCAAAGAGAGAAGAACAACCUCAAAAGAAAUAUCUGUCAUCCAGCAUACCAGUUCCUUUGAGAAGUCAGACUCUGUAGAACAGCUGAGUGGCUUAGAAGAAGAAAAGCCUUUGUCACAGUACUCAUCUCAGUCAGCAGCACAACACAGCCGACCAUCUCAUUCCCUGCAGCCAAAGCUGGUACGCCAACCCAACAUCCAGGUCCCUGAAAUUCUGGUCACUGAAGAGCCUGAUAGACCAGAAAAUGAGCCUGAGCCUCCUCCUAAGGAGGUAGAAAAAACAGAAGAAUUUCAGUGGCCCCAGAGAAGUCAAACACUGUCCCAGCUUCCUGCAGAGAAACUUCCACCAAAAAAGAAAAGGCUUCGGCUGGCAGAAAUGGCUCAGUCUUCUGGAGAGUCCAGUUUUGAGUCAGUAUCUCUCACAAGAAGCCCAAGUCAGGAAAGCAGUAUAUCCCAUGGCUCCACCCAUUCCAUUUCAUUUGAUCGUGAAGAAUACAGUAAGUCAGAGAUGACCAGCCAGUCCUCUGAAUCCCAUAUGAAACCUCUAGGCAUAGGCUCUCACAUGUUGACGGUACCGACCCACCAUCAUCACUCCAGGGAGAUGCGAAGAUCUGCUUCCGAGCAGACCCCUAAUGUGUCCCACACUUCACAGAUGUCAGAGACACGCAGUAAAUCAUUUGACUAUGGGAGCUUGUCAUCCACUUCUGCCUCAGCACCUGGUCCUUCAGUCUCUUCAACUCCACUGGAGAGAAGGAAGUGUUUUCUGGUUAGGCAAGCGUCUCUCACCAGGCAUCCAGAGCAUGAACCAGACCCAGCCCCAAAAGGGCGGCAGGAGACAGAAGAACCGUUGCCUUCUUCCAGUAAAUCUCCUGCCACAAGUCUGCCCCAUCAACCUGCAUCUUCAUCCUCUUCAUCCUCACACGGUGGCUAUUCAACUGAUAAGAGUCAGCCAAAAGACAGCCCUCCGCCAGCAUACAGCCAGCCGUACACUGAAACUCUGCAGGUGCUCCAUCAUCCAGUACCACAGCUAGCACUGCAUGAAAAACAGUACAUGUCCCCUCCAGUCUCUCUCUUCCCCUACCAGCAUAUUCUGCCACAACCAGCGCAGUCUGCAGAACUCUUUGCCACUCAAACCAUGUCUGACAUCUUCUCUGCUCAAUUUACGAUGCCUCAGAUUCCUCCCUCUAUAUUUCAGACACCACCGCUCCCUCUCCAGCAAGCUCUUCUCCACCCAGGCCAGCUGCACAUUGCCCCUCCAUUGAUGGCACACCCAGCUGAGGUGCCAUUCAGGCAACACCCUUCAUUCCUCCCUGUGAAUUACCCCGGCUCCUCACCAAUCCCUUCUGCAUUCUUUCUGCCUCUCCAGUCUCAGUUUGCCCUCCAGUUGCCAGGGGAAGCCAGCAGCCAUUUGCCACAGCUCAAAUCCAGUUUAUUUCCACCAGCAGGGACCUCCAGCCUUUCCCCAUGCACACAGUUCAGCCCUGACACUGGAUUACAUCCUUUGACCUGCACGGCAAGCCCUUCGGUGUCCGCCUCCACGUCCCAGCUUGUGGUCCCCACACGUGUCGAUCCUAUGGUAUCGCUCGUAGUCCCUGUUCGCAUUCAGACUAACAUGCCAUCGUAUGGGAGCGCAAUGUACACAACUCUCUCUCAGAUCCUCGUCACCCAGUCCCAGUGUAGUUCAUCUUCUAUUGUCCUUCCAAAAUUUGAUGAUCGCCAGCCCAAGAGCACUCUGGUCUGCAGUGCUGAUGUGCAUGGAAUAGGUCUUGAUUUGGCACAGAUGAUCACAGAGGAUCAGAGGAGUAUCUUCCAGAGUCCGUACUUGAGAGUGCCAUUACCAUUGCCAGAAAGGAAAGGCUAUAUGCCACUCACAUCACCAUCAGAAAGUGUUCUGGGCUUAGAAGGGGGCCCAUCAACAGUCAGUGGAAGCAAGCGGAUGUUGUCUCCAGCUGGUAGCUUGGAGCUUACAAUGGAAACACAACAGCAGAAAAGAGUGAAAGAGGAAGAAGUGUCUGAAGCAGAAGAAAAGCUAGAAGUGGUGAAACCACCAGGUACAAUAGAGGAAGGAAAAAAGCAGGACGCAUCUCACUUUCUGGCAGAGAGCCAAGGCAGAGUCGAGGUAGAAACCCCAUCUAAUUUAUCCUUGGAGCAGGCAGAGCCAAAGGAAAUCCCAAGUAAUUUGCAGCCAGCCUUGCCCCAUUCAGGUGCUUCAAGUUUUGAGGCACUGGAGGAGUAUAAGCAGCCAGGUGGCAAGCAGCUCCGCAGCAAGGCCCCUUUGCAGACAGUAAAGAAGGAGGAUUCCAAAGAGCUGGCAGAGCAUCUCCCACCAAACCCUCCAAGUCCUGCGCCUCAAUCAGAUGCAACUCAAAGUGCAAUGAAGUCUCAAGAAGGUACAGACAUGAAGAAGGUACUGCAGUUCCCCAGUCUCCACACAACCACUAAUGUCAGUUGGUGCUAUUUAAACUACAUAAAGCCAAAUCAUAUCCAGCAAGAUGACCGAAGGUCCUCAGUGUAUGCCAGCUGGUGUAUUAGCUUGUAUAAUCCCAAUCUACCAGGUAUAUCCACUAAAGCAGCCCUCUCACUCCUGAGGUCCAAGCAGAAGGUGAGCAAAGAAACCUACACCAUGGCUACAGCUCCACGUCCAGAGUCAGGCAGGCUCGUACCGUCCAGCUCCAGGAAGCCAAAAAUGACUGAGGUUCAUUUGCCUUCACUCCUUUCCAAUGAAGGUCGAAAAGAUGUAACAAGAGCUGAGAAGGAAGAGGAUAAAAGAGGAAAAUCAGAGGAAGAUGCUCCCAUAACCAAAAGAGGGGAGCCUGCCAGGAUCAAGAUCUUUGAAGGAGGGUACAAAUCAAACGAAGAGUAUGUGUAUGUGCGAGGCCGUGGAAGAGGGAAGUAUGUUUGUGAGGAAUGUGGAAUUCGCUGCAAGAAACCCAGCAUGCUGAAGAAACACAUUCGCACGCACACAGACGUCAGGCCAUAUGUCUGCAAGUACUGUAACUUUGCUUUUAAAACCAAAGGGAAUCUGACUAAACAUAUGAAGUCAAAAGCCCACAGCAAAAAAUGUCAGGAGAUGGGUGUGUUGGUAUCUUCACUGGUGGACCUGGAAGCUGAAGAAGGAACCAGUGAAGACCUAUUCCAUGAUUCUGAAGGGAGGGAAGGAUCUGAGCCAAUUGAGGAGCACCAGUUUUCAGAUUUGGAGGAAUCUGAUGAUGAUGAUGACAAUGAAGAUGAUGAAGAUGAGGAGGGAGAGGAGAGCCAAGAUGAGCCACCUUUAAAGUUGUCAGAAGUAAAACAUACCACCCUUCCAAUGCACUCUUCAGGGGGCUCUCCAUUUUCCCACGAGGAAAAUACUGGGACAGCAUUGUCUUUAACACAAGAUACUGUCUCCAGCAGCCAGCAAGUAGGUGGGGGCCACCAACCCUCUUCCUCAGGGCUGGAAACAGAAUGGUCAGCAGACAGCAGUGGAAUUGUUGUCUGCCACAGUUUCUUGAGUCUCCAUAAGCCAGCUUUGACCUCCAGUGAACAGCUGGCUUCUGCUGAAAGGGAAUCUGUCACAAGACAGCAGAUGUCCUUAGCUAUGGACCUGUCAACCUCAAAAGACACCUCCCCAAGAAAGAGGUGGUCUCCAGGCCAGGAAUCUGGUGGUGGUAGCAGCAGCAGCAGGCCAAUGCUAGCCAGAAAGCACUUGUUAACCAAAAAUGAAACUUCACCUAAACGUUUUUCACCCACUGGAGAAAUGUCUUCACUAAGGUGCUUGUCUCCAGGGAGAGCGAUGUCACCUUGUCAGCGCAUGUCCCCAAGGAGAGAGGCAUCUCCACUGAGAUGUGUGUCACCAAGACUUGAGCUGUCUCCAAGCAGGCAUCUUUCCCCAAGAAGAGAGUUAUCCCCAAGAACAUACCUCCCGCCAGAGAGAGAAGUCUCUCCUGUGAGGCAUUUGUCUCCAAGUAGAGACAUGUCAUCAGUCAGAUAUUUAUCACUGAAGAAAAUGUUGUCUCCAGGCCGUUCAGAUUCCCCGUCUAGGUAUCCAUCCCCAGGGAAAGAAGACUUGCCUGGUAGUAGCAAAUCUGCAGCAGAUGACAAGGUUCAAAGCUCAUUAAAAGUCCAGCAUGGAAUGUUAUCUUUGAUGCCUCUACCUCACAGGUUCUUUGGCAAAAACGUAGAGCUCUAUGAGUCCAAAUUGAAGAUAGAACCAAGAAGCCCAACAUGUUCACCUGGCAUCACCCAGCCUGUCUGCUCCAGACCUUUGCAAGCGCCCCAUGAUAUACAUGUCCACACUCCGAGCCGAGUGGAAGAGAAUGUCUUCAGCCAUCUCCCGUUGCAUUCACAGCAGCUAACAAGGACCCCAUAUCCUAUGAUUCCAAUUGGGGGCAUCCAGAUGGUCCAGGCAAGGCCAAGUACCCAUUCCAGUUUGGUGCCCAAUUCAGUUGUGUCACUGCAAGCAGGAUAUUUUGCACCUGGUGGCAAUGGAAGCAGCAGCUUCACAGAAUUCAGCCAGGUUCAAGAAAGGGGAAAGGAACCACAGAUCCCACAAGAAUCCUCACCGACAUCGGUAUCCCCAGCUGCAAAGAUUUCAAAAUACACACUGUCCCCAGAGGUUAAAAGCAGUGGCUACUCAGAAGAGAAAUUGAGGACUAGUGAGCUUCAGCAAAAGACAGAACAGGAGGAAUACAGGGUAAAAAUGUAUGCUGAGCCCAGCCACCCAGAGCAGGAAGGCUGCUCAGCUCCCACAGACAGUCUCAGCACAAAUUAUGAGCACUCUCCAAAGCCUUCAGCAAGUAGGGAAGAACCCUUGAAAAAAACGGGCAAGAAGCAAUGUGGCAGCUCAAGCACUUACUUUGAAUCAUCCUGCACUUUCAUCUCAGAUUUCCCCACACAGACGUUGGACAGAAGUAGCAGCACUGGCUGUUUGUCAGAGCCCUCGUUGAGCCAUUCACACUCCCACCAGUUCUCUGUCAGGAGAAGGAACCUCUCGGGAGAGCCAAGUCAUCAAGGGGGAACCCGUAGGAAAAACAGUCCACACUUAGAGCGCGCAGAUUUAGGUCAAAGACAGGUGGAUGAGAAUACAGGAAGUACUUAAGCCUCCAUCCAUCUGUUCCACCUGUAGGCUUCCUAUGUAAAAUCAACAGACAUUUUCAACACUAUUUCCUUUAGUAUAAUCAUUGCUUAUAAGAAGCACUCUAGUGUAUGACCAAACCCAUGGAAAAUUCCUGGUUUUGUUUGUCCCAGUCUGGUAUUAUCUCCACAUGUAUGCAGUUACUUGUGCCUUUUUCUAUACCUUUUGUUGCUUGAAAUGUACAAAAAUGUUUGAGGCUGUGAAUAUUUUUUUAGAGUUUUUUCGAAAGGGGUUUGUUAGACCUUGUCUUUUUUGCCAUUUAGGUGUGUGUGUGUUAAUAUGGGCCUGAGAGAUGCAGAAAGGAAAGUGUUAAGCAGUUUAAGGGGGAAGAAGAUGCACUGAAAACAAAAAUAAAAAAAUCUUUUUUAUAUUGAUUAAAUGAUUAAAAAAAA